Molecule: messenger RNA, 1092 nt
Organism: Piliocolobus tephrosceles (Ugandan red Colobus)
Lineage: Eukaryota; Metazoa; Chordata; Mammalia; Primates; Cercopithecidae
Product: THUMP domain-containing protein 1-like
Exons: 4
Biological process (GO): tRNA modification
Molecular function (GO): RNA binding
Source: RefSeq, a predicted model, not a curated record
AUGGCGGUUGCCGCCCAGCAGCCUCCUCAGCCUGGCGGCAGGAAGCGCAGAGGCAAGGCUCAGUAUGUGCUGGCCAAGCGGGCUCGGAGCUGCGACUCUGGCGGACCCAGUCAGCUAUAGCCCAGGCUACGGGGCAUCCUCAUCACCUGCAACAUGAACCAGCGGAAGUGUGUGGAGGAGGUCUACACCCUGCUCAACGAAUAUGGCGACGACACGUAUGGGCUGGAAAAGUUUAUAGACAAGGAUCAGAAGGCCCCUGGAAGUGAGGGAGAUAAUGAUGUGCAGGCUGCCUUGAAGAAAGAAGUUGGUGACAUUAAGGCAUCUACAGAGAUGAGCCUAAGAAGAUUCCAGUUAGUGGAAAGUAGAGCAAAUAACAUUGUCUUCAUUAGGACACUCGGGAUAGAACCUGAUAUAUUGGUGCAUAAUAUUCUCCAGGAUGUGUACAAAACCAAGAAGACUCAAGUUAUUCUACGAAUGUUACCCAUCUCAGGCACAUGCAAAGCUUUUUUAGAAGAUAUGAAAAAACAUGCAGAAACAUUUUUGGAACCCUGGUUUAAAGUUCCAAGCAAAGGGAUGUUUCAGAUUGUGUACAAAUCUCAAAAUAGCAGUCAUGAGAGUCACAAGAAUAGAGAAGUUAUCAAAGAAUUGGGAGGAAAAGUGUGUACCCUCCAUUCAGAAAAUAAACUGGAUCUCACCAAUCCACAGUACAUGGUGGUAGUAGAAAUCAUCAAAGCUGUCUGUUGCCUGAGUGUCGUGAAAGAUUACAUGUUAAAAAGAAAAUUCAAUCUCCAGGAGGUGAUAACGAGCUCUAAGGAUCCAUCACAGCUUAACUCAAAGCAGGGAAAUGGGAAAGAAGGUAAACUGGAAGCUGCUGACAAAUCAGAUCAAAACAACACAGCAGAAGGGAAAAAUAACCAGCAGGUACCAGAGAAUACUGAGGUGCUGAGGCAGACAAAACCGUCUAAUCCACAGGUGGUAAAUGAGGGAGGAGCCAAACCCGAACUUGCAAGUCAAGCCACAGAAGGGUCCAAAUCAAAUGAAAAUGAUCUCUCACAGGAGGCCAUUUGGUGCUGGAGAGAAUUUGACAACUAG